This is a messenger RNA of Antrostomus carolinensis (chuck-will's-widow), 1151 nucleotides long. RefSeq names its product dimethylaniline monooxygenase [N-oxide-forming] 5-like. Gene Ontology annotation, molecular function: flavin adenine dinucleotide binding; N,N-dimethylaniline monooxygenase activity; NADP binding. The record is from RefSeq and is a predicted model, not a curated record. NCBI's taxonomy places the organism in Eukaryota, Metazoa, Chordata, Aves, Caprimulgiformes, Caprimulgidae.
CCCAGGGCCAGGAAGCCAAGCAUCCCUCCUCCCUGCCCACAGGAAUCGAGAAGUUCAAGGGCCGCUACCUUCACAGCCGAGAUUACAAGGACGCUCGGGAUUUCACAGACAAGAGGGUCGUUGUCAUUGGGAUUGGGAAUUCAGGGUCGGACCUGGCCGUGGAGAUCAGCCACACGGCCAAGCAGGUCUUCCUCAGCACCCGCCGGGGUGCAUGGAUCUUCAACCGUGUGGGAGAUCAGGGCUACCCCAUUGACAUCAUCUUCACCACACGCAUUAAGGCAUUCCCGCAGAAGCUGCAGAAAACCACGGUGAACAACUUUGUGGAGAAGCAGCUGAACGCCAGGUUUGACCACUCGCACUACGGCCUGAAGCCAAAGCACAGGAUCUUUGACCAGCACCCGACCGUCAACGACGACCUGCCCAACCGCAUCAUUUCAGGCAGGGUGCUGGUGAAGCCAAACAUCCAGGAGUUCACGGAGACAUCUGCCAUCUUCGAGGAUGGUACCAGGGAAGACAUCGAUGCCGUGGUCUUUGCCACGGGAUACAGCUUCUCCUUCCCCUUCCUCGAGGGCUGUGGGAAGGUGGUGGAGAACCAGAUUCCUCUCUACAAAUUCAUGUUCCCUCCCGACCUGGAGAAGCCAACGCUGGCUUUCGUCGGCCUCAUCCAGCCUCUGGGUGCCAUCAUGCCCAUCUCUGAGCUCCAGUGUCGCUGGGCCACCCGCGUCUUCAAGGGGCUCAACAAGCUGCCCCCACGGCACGACAUGGAGGCUGACAUCAAGCAGAAGAAAGAAGCGAUGGCAAAGCAGUACGUGAAGAGCCAGCGGCACACCAUCCAGGUGGAUUACAUCCCCUACAUGGACGAGCUCGCCUGCCAGGUGGGGGUCAAGCCCAACCUGCUCACCCUCUUCCUCACCGACCCCAAGCUGGCGCUGGAGGUGGCCUUUGGGCCCUGCACACCGUACCAGUACCGCCUGCGGGGCCCGGGCAAGUGGGCGGGUGCCAGGGAGGCCAUCCUCACCCAGCAGCAGCGCAUCAUCAAGCCCCUGCAGACACGGCACGUGGAGGAGCAAGCAUCAGCCCCUGCCGUGCCCCUCGUCUUCAAGCUGGUCGGAGCUGUGGCAGUCCUCGCCGUUAUUUUUGCUUACUUGUAG